AUGCCGGUCUCCUCCGUGGCCUCGCCCCUCCUGCUCUCGCUCUCCGCCUCUUCCUCCUCCUUCCUCUCCUCCUCCUCGGUCUCCUUCCUCCCCUCCCCCUCCCCCUCCCCCUCCCCCUUCCCGCACGCCUCCGUCAGGGGGAGGCCGUCCGCCUCCAUCCUCCGCGCGCUGCGGGCCGAGGCCACCACCCUCCCGGUCAUCAACUUCACCGGCGAGAAGGUCGGGGAGGUCGCCCUGGACAUCAAGGCCGCGCCGCCCUCCACCGCGCGCUCCGUCGUGCAUCGCGCCCUCAUCACCGACCGCCAGAACGCGCGCCGGGGCACGGCCUCCACCCUCACCCGCGGGGAGGUCCGGGGCGGCGGGCGGAAGCCCUACGGCCAGAAGAAGACCGGGAAGGCGCGGCGCGGGUCGGUCCGCACGCCGCUCCGCCCCGGCGGUGGAGUCAUCUUCGGCCCCAAGCCCCGGGACUGGACCAUCAAGAUCAACCGCAAGGAGAAGCGCCUCGCCAUCUCCACCGCGCUCGCCAGCGCCGCCGUGGCCAACGACUCCUUCGUCGUGCAGGAGUUCGACGAGGAGUUCGCGACGGGGCCCCGCACCAGGGACUUCGUGGCCGCGCUGCAGCGCUGGGGGCUCGACCCCAGGGAGAAGGCCAUGUUCUUCUCCACGGAGCUUGAUGAUAAUGUGCGGCUGAGCGGCAGGAACAUCGGCACCCUCAAAAUGCUAACUCCCAGGACGCUCAACCUAUACGACAUCCUCGACGCCCGCAAGCAUUUCUUCACCCCGGCCGCUAUUGACUACCUCAACUCGAGGUACGGUACCACCGGUUUUGAUGAAUAUGAGGGCGAUGAUGGCGACGACGACGGUGAAGAGGAAGGGGUGGAGGAGCAAGAGGAGGGAGAAGAAAUCACAGAGGAGGCUGCCCAAGAUGAGACUGGAGAGGCUGAGGCAGACAGCAUUUCCUAG
Molecule: messenger RNA, 963 nt
Organism: Triticum turgidum subsp. durum (durum wheat)
Lineage: Eukaryota; Viridiplantae; Streptophyta; Magnoliopsida; Poales; Poaceae
Source: the annotation of a GenBank genome assembly